Molecule: messenger RNA, 1218 nt
Organism: Xylona heveae TC161
Lineage: Eukaryota; Fungi; Ascomycota; Xylonomycetes; Xylonales; Xylonaceae
Exons: 1
Coding region: 1-1218 (405 amino acids)
Source: RefSeq, a predicted model, not a curated record
AUGGGAGGUUCGGCCUUUAGCCAUACUGGCCCCAACGGCGAACAGCCCUUGUCAACUCCGCGCAUCCCUUCCUCCGUUUACGCGCUUCUCCGUGACCAAUGUCUUCGGGUGCUCCGUGUCUUUUACGUGCGAGCUGCUACCCCAGUUGAACAUCCAGGCAAGGUCUCAUAUGGUGAUGUCGACGUCUUGGUGGAGCAGCCGCGACGCCACAGCUCCACUUGGGACGAUUUGGCCGCAGCCCUGAAUGCAACGCGUUAUCUGCAUACCCCAGGCAGCCCAACCAUUAGCUUCGCGAUCCCUUCAGCCGCUCUCAACAACUGUCAUUUUCAACUUGACGUUCUGUACUGUAAGCCUGGAACCUUUGACUGGCAACUUUUCACCCAUUCCUACGGAGAUCUCUGGAGCAUCAUCGGCGCGACCAUUCGACCUUGGGGUCUUACCCGAAACGAUGUCGGAUUGUACGUGAGAGUCAAAGAAGUCGAAGCGCAGAACAGGAAAGCUAGCAUGAUACUCCUUACGACGGAUCCCUCGAGAACACUGUCGUUUCUUGGGCUGAGUAAAGAGGCAUUUAGCUCAGGAUUUGAGACUUUGGAAGACAUGUUUGAGUUUGCUGCUGGAAGCCGCUUUUUCCGGCCUCAAUACUUCCAGUAUGCUUCCCUCAAAGCAAACGAUAGGCAACGACUCGCCAAGAGGCCGGCAAUGCAAAAGUUCUGGCUUGAAUGGCUGCCUCAGCAUACAGCUGACUGGAACAAAGACGAGAAUGUUACUCGCGAAAUUGUACUAGAUGAAGCUCUGACCAUCUUUGACAGGUGGGCAGAGUACGAGCUUAUCAGAGGUUAUUGGACCAAGAAGAAUGAAGAGGAGACGAUCUUGAAAGAGCUCACAGCGCGCGUUCCUCUCCAGGGGGAUAAGCUGAAUCUGCUGCUACGUGCGCUUAGACGGUGGGUCGUCUUGAUAAAUGAUACAAUCUCAUUUCGGGAUGAGGCUAUGUUGGCCGUAGAUGGAGGUGGCUUCAUUUUUGAUGGGCCACACCAAAUCACAUCUCUCCAAAAGAAACGCUUUAUUCAGUGGGUGGAAGCUAAUUGGCAGCAAGUUACUGCCAGAGAGCAAGCCAGGGUAAAGCAGGAGAAAUCGAAAAGAAUGAUUGCUUCGAAUUCUACGCCCGAAAGCCUUCAAGGUAAUAAUCUUUUAAGUGUAAAUUCCCAUGAUGCACAAUAA